CUGAACUGAUAACGUUUUUGCCUACACCUGAAAAUCAGUUUUCACUUCCAUUCAUAGUUCACCGACCAGAAGAGAAUUUUUGAAAACAAAUUCAACCUUUUAUUUUUUAUCAGAGAGGUGAUGACCAGAUUGGAAUGUUUGAUAUUGCUUUCAACAUGCUCUCAGCUAGUAACAUCGUGGAUAUUCAAAGAUUAUCCUUAUGCCGAUUUGAGCUUCAUUGAAAAAAUCAGGCAUGACGGAUAUCCUCUGGAGAUGUACGAGUUGACCACCGAAGACAAUUACAUCCUGACGACUGUCAGGAUCCCCCACGGAGUGCAAUCGAAAAACAAGACAGGAAGGAGUCCCGUUUUGCUCCUCCACGGCAUGGGGGGAACCCCCGAAAUGUUCGUCAUGUUGGGGAAAGGCAGGGCCUUGGCCUACAAUCUGGCCGAUAGCGGGUUCGAUGUGUGGUUCUUGAGCUCUAGGGGAACGGAGCUGUCUCAGAGACAUAAGUAUUAUGAUAUCGAUAAGGAUUUAGAUUAUUGGAAUUUCGACUUCCACGAAAUAGCAAUAUACGAUAUACCAACUAAUAUAGAUUUCAUCAUGAAAAAGACCGGACAAAAGGUGUUUACUAUCGGUCAUUCCCAAGGAAACACUUGUUACUUCAUCACUACAAGCGAAAGGCCAGAGUACAACGAGAAAAUCAAAAUAGGUGUUUCCUACGCUCCAUCUCUUCGGUUACACCACAUGGACAUACCAUUUGCGAAUUUAUUUGUCCAUCUUGUCGAAGUUUUAGAGGCUAUCUAUAGGUUACUAGACUUACGUGAAAUAAUCCCAUUUUCCAAGAUUGGUCUGGAUAUUAGUAAAAGAUUAUGUAGAGAACAGACAUACUUCUUGGAGUUCUGCAACAAAGUCAUAUACGUCAUUGGAUCUCAUGAAUCCAAAAUCAUGGAUAAGGAUAUGGCACCAGUAUUAACCAGUAGUAAUAUAGGAAGGGCAUCUGCCAGACAAUUGUUUCACUACAUGCAAAUUACGAAAACAGGCCAAUUCAAGCAAUAUGACCAUGGCUGGAGAAACAAUCUGAAAAUUUAUGGAAAUGAAACCCCACCAGCGUACGAUCUGAAAAAAUCCACAGCUCCGGUAGCUCUCUACUACGGUCCAAAAGAUGAUCUAGUUAGUCCAAAGGGUGCGAUUGCAACGAUGAAAAGCCUCCCCAAUGUGGUUUUGUUUGAGAAGGUAGAUUACGAGCAUUUCAAUCACUUGGAUUUCUUGUUCGGAUGGAACGCAUCCGAAUUGGUAUACCAGAAAACAAUACAGUUAUUCAAAGAUUUUGAUAAUGGAAUAUUGCCGUCCUAUAACCCACAAGCGGAAAAAUGUCAGGAGAAAGACUAAACUUGUGAAGAAUCCAAUAUCAGAAAGCGAAUAUAUUUGUAUAAUGGAUAACAGGAUAUCCCUAACAAAAUUAAAAACUGCUGAACUGUUA
Messenger RNA from Phaedon cochleariae (mustard beetle), 1462 nucleotides. The record is from the annotation of a GenBank genome assembly. Lineage: Eukaryota; Metazoa; Arthropoda; Insecta; Coleoptera; Chrysomelidae.